This is a messenger RNA of Cylicostephanus goldi, 1241 nucleotides long. The record is from the annotation of a GenBank genome assembly. Lineage: Eukaryota; Metazoa; Nematoda; Chromadorea; Rhabditida; Strongylidae.
AUGGAUUACCAAGUUGUCAUAGUGACAGGUGGUUGGAGAGGAUCCCUUCCGGCUGUUUGGGUUACAGUUGGUGGAAGUCUAUGCAGUAGUCCACAGAUAAAUCUCCCCGCCAAUACACCGCUGUUCAAAUUUGACUUCUGGUUCAAAAUACGAUCACUUCACUUGCAGCAUAAGAAUCUUGGUGUGCUUUCGACGUUACGAAUUGGUCAUGUACCUGGAGCGGAAAAACCGCCUAAAUGGUACCUCGAUUAUCUCCAACAUUCGGUAAAGCCAUGUGUGAGAGCCGAUAAAUGUAUUGGGUCCAAAUUCCGUCAAGUCUUGAUGAUGAAAAUAUCAGAUGUGUCAUUUCGGUUUGUCGAUUGUAAAGUAGUAAACUAUGCGCUAAAGGAUGCCGCAAUCGUUUCGUGUAUUCAGGUCAUCGUUCGGAAUGAGAUCACUGGUCAGAUGUACAGAUUUCCUUGUGGGCGUUGGUUUGGUCAAGGUGUAGAAGAUAGUCGAUGGUUUGGAAAUGGAUGCGAUGUCAGCUUGGAAAGAUUACUGGUAGCAGAACCUGUCUGCGACGAUGAAAACGGAGACUCAGGAUUUGGCACGGUGCCGAAUUCACCAGCACGUGCAGCUAGAAGGGGAAGAGUCUCGUCUAGAAGUCAAACUCCACAGAGAGAACGCAGUCCAUCGCAAACUCGACCCUAUGACUCGACACCAAAAACGCGCAUUACUGAGAUCCAACAAAUACUUGGCGAAUCUGUGAAUGCGUUGGUGAAGUACUUCUAUAGUGAAAAACAUAGUAAGAGCGAAUUAGCCCAUCUGCUGUGUGGUGAACGAGGACUUGUCAACGCGAUAGAACUGCAGAUACUCGGCGAAUCUGUAAAUGCAUUGGUGAAAUACUUCUAUAGUGAGAAACAUAGUAAGAGCGAAUUAGCCCACCUGCUGUGCGGUGAACGAGGACUUGUCAACGCUAUAGAAUUGCUGCUAGGAUAUUAUGGUGUGAAAAGGUCGUUUUCUGCAAAUAGCGAUAGCAACAUUAUCACUCUGAUGAUGUUGGUAUCCCUAUUUGCAGAAAACGACCAAAACACUCCUAUUUUCCCUGCUUCAAACAGUCAUUUGUGGGAAGUACUGGCGCCUCUCCCACUCAGUUGUCAGGGCCCAACAUGUUCUCGUUCCAACGCCUUCCAAUUUGGUCGCCAUGGCUCUGUUUGGCUUUUUCGGCAACCUUCUCCUUGGGAUUAUGUUGGUAAGUAGUG